UCCUCUCUCGUCCAGUCUCGCCCUCCCAAACCAAAGCCAGGCCAGGCCAGCCAGCCACUGCCGCCGCACUCCCCCCGAGUCCACUGCCGCCGCACGCUCCGCGACGUGAUGGCCGCGCUCCGCCUCGCCUCCUUCACCCUCCGCCCGGCCGCCGCCGCGGCGUCCCACUCCUCCGUCGCGGCGGCGCCCCGGUCCUCCGCAUCCUUCGCCCGCGCGGCGCGGGGGCUCCCCUCGCUCCGCCUGGCACCGCCCCGCCGCCGCGGGGACCUCGCCAGGCCCCGCGCCGCGGCCGACGCCGCGGCCGAGAGCUACGCGACCGCGCUGUCCGAGGUGGCCGCCGAGAACGGCACACUCGAGCAGACGGUAUCCGACCUCGAGAAGCUGGAGAAGAUCUUCGCCGACGAGGCCGUCGCCGAGUUCUUCGACAACCCCACCGUGCCCCGCGAGGAGAAGACCCAGCUCAUCGACGAGAUCGCCAAGUCGUCCGAGCUGCAGCCCCACGUCGUCAACUUCCUCAACGUCGUCGUCGACAACUUCCGCGCGGCCAUCGUGCCGCAGAUCGUCGCCGAGUUCGAGAACGUCUACAACGCGCUCACGGGCACCGAGGUCGCCACCGUCACCUCCGUCGUGCAGCUCGAGUCGCAGGACCUCGCGCAGAUCGCGCAGCACGUGCAGAAGAUGACCGGCGCGCAGAACGUCCGCCUCAAGACGCAGCUCAACCCGGAGCUCAUCGCCGGCUUCACCGUGCAGUACGGGCGCGACGGCUCCAACCUCAUCGACAUGAGCGUCCGGAAGCAGAUUGAGGAGAUCGCGUCAGAGUUCGAGUUGCCCUCCGUCCCUCUCGAAGUCUGAUCGGCUUGCGGCGUCAUUCCUCGCCCUUGAAGCCUAGCUGCUACUCUCUGGGAAUUGUAAGAAUCCAGCGGGGAUGUUGGUCUUCUCCCCUCCAAAGUUCAAACCUGCAGAUCAAUGGUGGUUGCUCAAAUACAUAUGAACGGUCAUUCUUACCCGCGUUUCUUUUUCCAUUUUUUGGCGGGGAGCGUAUGUAAUUCUUUUUCUCCUCUUCUGUGGUUGACACUGUAAUAUGUUUAAAACACUCAAAUAUAGCUGAGUUUGCUCCUCUAGUCUCAUUUA
Molecule: messenger RNA, 1131 nt
Organism: Setaria italica (foxtail millet)
Lineage: Eukaryota; Viridiplantae; Streptophyta; Magnoliopsida; Poales; Poaceae
Product: ATP synthase delta chain, chloroplastic
Exons: 2
Coding region: 109-852 (247 amino acids)
Biological process (GO): photosynthetic electron transport in photosystem I; proton motive force-driven ATP synthesis; photosynthetic electron transport in photosystem II
Cellular component (GO): chloroplast thylakoid membrane
Molecular function (GO): proton-transporting ATP synthase activity, rotational mechanism
Source: RefSeq, a predicted model, not a curated record